AUGCAACAUUCCGAAACGACCGAGCUGGAGCGGCUAACGGUCACGCUGAUACUCCUUUCCCUACCAAACGAGCUAUUCUUCCAGAUCGCCAAAGCGCUCGAUCCGCUGGACAGCAUCAGCGCCUCGCUGGCGUUCCUCCUCGCGGGCGACUUCCAGCACGCAAGUCCAUUCGUGCAGGCGGUAUGCGGGUCUACGAUCGAGCGUCGACAACAGCAUGCGAGCACGCUGCUCACCGCCGCGAUCCGUCUCGAACUCCCCGUGUCGAUGUUCCGCUGCGUGCUCGACAGCUUUUAUAGCCCCGGCGAUUUGGUACCGCCAUUGCCGCCUACAUCGGUCCACUUUUUGGACACUCAGUUGGUGGGCGUGGAUGACUGGCAGGAGUUCCCGCUAUUGCCCCCGGGAAGCCUCCAGACCGUCACGGACAAGCGCAACAACAGUAUCGUGUGGGGCUCCGGCGUGAAACCGUUUGAGAGCGGUGGUGAGGCCGACACGGAUCUGGACGAUUUCAUCGAACUGGACAUGAUCAACGGCACGGAGAUGGGGCCGUUGAAUUUCGCUGCUGCUCGGGGGGACGCUUCCUACGUAAAGGCCAUGCUGGAGUUCAUGGGAGAGUUGCCGGCGGCUUGGUGGCUCGAGACGCGGCCCAGCCCACUUCACUGGGCGUCGUUCCACUUCCACCGCGACGUGAUAGGGGUAGUUACGGAUUGGAUGUGGCGGGUGCACCGGCUGCGGGGACCAUCUCCGAGCGGCGAGUGGUUCUCACCGAGCCGGCAGGCAGAACACAAAUGGCAUCUGCGGCCGGUGCACCAGCUGCUCGUCAAGGACGAGCCGGAAGGAGAGUGCUUCGUGUGGCGAUCAUGCUUCCCGAGGCGCUCCAGCCACCGCAUCGCCUUCGUCUCCCCGCUGCAAACAGUAGUAUCCAUGCUGCACCGCGCGGACCGCCGGAAGCCGACCACACUCGACGAUCUGCGCCGGGUGACGCGCAUCCUCCUCGACCUGCGAAAGACUGUGCGGCUCCUGAUCUCCCUACGGCAGAUCAUCGGGCGUCUCAUCGGCCUUCGGAACUCGGGCGCAUUCGACAGCCUUCUGCCGCCGACGCGGCGGACGGCGACGGCGGUGCGCCUCCUGGACCCGAGGACACUGUUCAUGGCGUCGCGGUGGGAAGAGGUGGCGCACCACAUCCGCAAGCGCAUUGCUGGCGACCUCCUGGUGUUCCCGCACCGCGGGCCCGUCAGUGUUGUGGCGUGGCAUAGCCACUAUGAGGACUAUAAUACCCUGCUCAACCUCGCUAUCGAUGCGGUUCAGCCGUGGGAUGUUGUCAAGCUCUUGCUUGAGACACAUUCCGAGGUGCAGAUGCCCGGAGAUGGAUUGGUCGAUCUUAGAUUGCUCCUGGCAGAGGCGAAUAGUAGAUGCCCCACCCGUGAGGUGAGACGCACGCCGCAGGAGGCGCAUCGGGCUGCGGAAAUUAUCCUUAACCUGGCCGACGGCGCGAUGGGGGCGGAGUGA
Molecule: messenger RNA, 1506 nt
Organism: Tricharina praecox
Lineage: Eukaryota; Fungi; Ascomycota; Pezizomycetes; Pezizales; Pyronemataceae
Exons: 2
Coding region: 1-1506 (501 amino acids)
Source: RefSeq, a predicted model, not a curated record